Messenger RNA from Penicillium verhagenii, 987 nucleotides. RefSeq names its product DNA/RNA non-specific endonuclease. Gene Ontology annotation, molecular function: metal ion binding; nucleic acid binding; single-stranded DNA endonuclease activity. The coding region runs from base 1 to 987 and encodes 328 amino acids. Gene Ontology annotation, biological process: apoptotic DNA fragmentation. NCBI's taxonomy places the organism in Eukaryota, Fungi, Ascomycota, Eurotiomycetes, Eurotiales, Aspergillaceae. Gene Ontology annotation, cellular component: mitochondrial inner membrane; nucleus. The record is from RefSeq and is a predicted model, not a curated record. The transcript has a single exon.
AUGUCCAAAGCAACUCUGGCCAUCAUCGCGGCCGCGAGUGCCGCCACCGGUGCCGGUGUCACCGCACUCCUAUACUCCUCCAAGCCCGCCCGCCCUCAACAGCAGCAGGAGCAGUAUCAACAACUCCCACCCCCAAGCGCGGGCGCCAAAGUCCCCACCACCACUCAAACCCCAACCCUCGCAGCCAAGGCAGUCGGUCCCGUUGACCCCGCCGGUGUCCUCCAGUAUGGAUUCCCAGGCCCGGUCGCCGACGAGAUCUCCUCUCUCCCCCUGCACGGCGCUUACGACCGCCGCACUCGCAAUCCCGCCUGGGUCGCCGAGCACAUCACACCGCAGUCCCUGUUGAUCAAGAACGCCGACCGCAAACACAGCACCUUCUUCGAGGAUACCUCCAUCCCGGUUCUGUUCCGCGCCAAGCUGUCCGACUAUUUCCGCUCGGGAUAUGACCGCGGCCACCAGGUGCCUGCUGCAGACGCCAAGUGGUCCCAGGAGGCCAUGGAUGGCACCUUCUCACUGAGCAACAUGUGCCCGCAGGUCGGCGAGGGCUUCAACCGCGACUACUGGGCCCACUUUGAGGAUUUCUGCCGUAACCUGACGCAGAAGUACCCCUCCGUGCGUGUCGUGACCGGACCCCUGUACCUGCCGCACCGGGACCCUGAUGGAAAGUGGCGUGUGAACUACGAGAUGAUUGGAAACCCGCCCAACGUUGCUGUGCCGACGCAUUUCUACAAGGUUAUUUACGGAGAGGAUGGCUCUGGUUCGCCAAAUGGCAAGGUUGCGCUGGGUGCGUUUGUUUUGCCCAAUGCCCGCAUUCCCAACCAGAAGAGUCUGUCGGAGUUUGAGGUCCCAGUGGAGGUUUUGGAGCGCGCCUCUGGCUUGGAGUUUGCCGCUAAGCUCGACUUGGGCCGUCGUCGCCGUUUGUGUCAGGAGGUCAAGUGUGAUAUCACUGUUCGCGAGUUCAACAACACCAAGAAGAAGCUCGCUUAG